Molecule: messenger RNA, 1740 nt
Organism: Neomonachus schauinslandi (Hawaiian monk seal)
Lineage: Eukaryota; Metazoa; Chordata; Mammalia; Carnivora; Phocidae
Gene: CCDC85A
Product: coiled-coil domain containing 85A
Exons: 7
Coding region: 1-1740 (579 amino acids)
Biological process (GO): negative regulation of DNA-templated transcription
Cellular component (GO): nucleus
Source: RefSeq, a predicted model, not a curated record
AUGUCGAAGGCGGCCGGAGGUACGGCGGCGGCGGCGGAAAGUUGUCCCUCAGCCUCUGCCGGCCCGCCCGCCGCCGCCGCCGCGGAGGACCUGUCCAAAGUGUCGGACGAGGAGCUGCUGCAGUGGAGCAAGGAGGAGCUGAUCCGCAGCCUGCGGCGCGCCGAGGCCGAGAAGGUGAGCGCGAUGCUGGACCACAGCAACCUCAUCCGCGAGGUGAACCGCCGCCUGCAGCUGCACCUCGGCGAGAUCCGCGGGCUCAAGGAUAUCAACCAGAAACUCCAGGAGGACAACCAGGAGCUGAGGGACCUCUGCUGUUUCCUGGAUGAUGACCGGCAGAAAGGCAAGAGGGUGUCCCGCGAGUGGCAGAGACUGGGCCGCUACACGGCUGGGGUGAUGCACAAGGAAGUGGCCUUAUACCUGCAGAAGCUGAAGGAGCUGGAGGUGAAGCAGGAGGAGGUGGUGAAGGAGAACAUGGAGCUCAAGGAGCUCUGUGUGCUGCUCGACGAGGAGAAGGGCGCAGGCUGCGCGGGGAGCCGCUGCUCCAUCGACAGCCAGGCCAGCCUGUGCCAGCUCGCCGCCUCCACGGCGCCCUACGUGCGGGAUGUGGGCGACGGCAGCAGCACCUCCAGCACGGGCAGCACCGACAGCCCCGACCACCACAAGCACCACGCGAGCAGUGGCAGCCCCGAGCACCUGCAGAAGCCCCGGGCGGAGGGCAGCCCGGAGCACGCCAAGCACCGGAGCACCAGCCCCGAGCAUCUACAGAAACCCAGAGCCUCCGGGACCCCGGAUCACCCAAAAGCACUCAAAGGACCCAGCCCCGAGCACCACAAACCCUUGUGCAAGGGCAGCCCCGAGCAGCAAAGGCACCCGCACCCCGGGAGCAGCCCCGAGACGCUGCCCAAGCACGUGCUGAGCGGGAGCCCGGAACACUUGCAGAAGCACAGGCCCGGGAGCAGCCCUGAACACGCCAGGCACAGCGGAGGGAGCCCCGAGCAUCUCCAGAAACACGCCCUCGGUGGGAGCCUGGAGCAUCUACCCAGAGCCAGGGGCACCAGCCCUGAGCACCUCAAACAACAUUUUGGGGGGAGCCCCGAUCACAAACAUGUGGGCGGAGGAGGCGGAGGCAGCGGCGGAGGCAGCCGGGAGGGUACCCUCCGAAGGCAGGCGCCCGAGGACGUGUCACCCCAUCACCGGAGUGUCUACAGUGGCAUGAACGAAUCAACCUUGUCCUAUGUUAGGCAGCUGGAGGCAAGAGUAAGACAGCUGGAGGAAGAAAAUCGCAUGCUGCCCCAGGCCACCCAGAAUAGAAGGCAACCUCCAACUAGAAACAGCUCAAAUAUGGAGAAAGGCUGGGGUCCCAGAGCCCGGCGGGUCUUGCAGUGGUGGCAAGGGUGCCGAGGAAUAGGACGAUGCCUGCCUACUCUCCCGGGUUCUUUUAGGUUGUCAUCAGGGGCUGAUGGGAGUAACAGUCCACCCAACUCUCCAGCUAGCUUCAGUGGACAUACCACACCUUCUCAGCAGCCUGAACCCGUGGUACAUUCUCUUAAGGUCUUGGAUGUUCAGGAAACUAUAGAUCGUCAACAGGGUAAAGAGUAUGAAAAUGACCUUAGUGAGACAGAAAAAGCUAUAGUCAGAGAAAUGUGCAAUGUUGUGUGGCGGAAACUUGGAGAUGCUGCAGGUUCCUGUCCUGGAAUUAGGCAACAUUUGUCUGGAAACCAGUACAAAGGACCAAUGUGA